GGAAUAGUCGCCGAAACACCGAUGUUUGAACGGGUUCUUCCACCUAGCCUCGCAAGACUACAAAGAGCAGCUUGAUUCCCAACUGAAUAGCUUUGGAGACAUUGAUUAAGUUGGCGUUUAUGAGCGAAAUAUCGAUUAGACACCACUGAGGCGACGCUGUCACUGGAUGGACGACAGAGAGCUUGGACGUACACAAGCCGCCUGAAGAGACAGUCGUUUGUCCGCUUUUCUCUCAAGAAUCCACUGCUUUCUCACUGAUAACAACAGAGACUACACGAAUAUUGGUUUUAGACUCCAUUUUAUUUAGAAGAUAUGGAAAAAGACGAGGAAAACCCUUCAAAAUGAAAAUACGAAGUCGUCAUUAAUGCGGAUUUAAAUGUCUCGCGCUGAGGGGAACGGACGCGCGAUUUCUCCUCACGCUCUCCAAGCUGCUGUAUUUCUCACACAAAAAUAUUAUUUACACUGAGCAGACGUGGAUAGAAAAACAGAGAGAAGAAAGGAGAGGGAUAUUUCAAGCAAUAUGGCUGAUGGCUGGGGUUGGGGGCGCUGGCAGGAGCUGUCCAAAGCUUCUCAAUGCUAGUGGCGGAUGGCAACGGAUCCUAUGGCAGCAGCAGCUCUAGAAUGAGCAAUACUUUCAAUUUUAAUAAAAAUCCGGACUCUUCUGUCUCUAUAUCGAAGAUGGACGUGAUCAUUCCAUUCUCACCAGACGUUCCCUGUGACAACAAUGGUCAGCGGAUGUGGUGGGCUUUCCUUGCCUCAUCCAUGGUGACGUUCUUCGGGGGUCUCUUCAUCAUCCUUCUGUGGAGGACCCUCAAGUACCUGUGGACUGUCUGCUGCCAUUGCAACAUCAAAAGCAAGGAGGCACAGAAGGUGAAUAACCCUAUAAACAUUCAGGCUGAUGGCACACCGAAGAUCCUGAAUGAAAAGGAUGAGGCCCCAGCCAGUGAGGUGGGCUGGAUGACCUCAGUCAAAGACUGGGCGGGGGUCAUGAUCUCCGCACAGACCCUUACCGGCAGAGUUCUGGUGGUGUUGGUCUUUGCACUCAGCAUCGGAGCUCUGGGAAUAUACUUCAUAGAUUCUUCAGAUCCUAUAGAAUCCUGUCAGAAUUUCUACAAAGACUUCACAUUACAAAUUGACAUGGCAUUCAAUGUGUUCUUCUUACUCUACUUUGGCCUGCGUUUCAUAGCAGCCAAUGAUAAGCUGUGGUUCUGGUUGGAGGUGAACUCAGUGGUGGACUUCUUCACCGUACCGCCCGUGUUUGUGUCAGUUUAUCUGAACAGGAGCUGGUUGGGUCUGAGGUUUCUAAGAGCCUUGAGAUUGAUACAGUUCUCAGAAAUUUUACAGUUUUUGAAUAUCUUAAAAACAAGUAAUUCCAUCAAGCUGGUGAACCUGUGUUCCAUCUUCAUAAGCACAUGGCUCACUGCUGCAGGAUUCAUUCAUCUGGUGGAAAACUCAGGGGAUCCAUGGGAAAACUUUCAAAACUCUCAACCGCUCUCAUAUUGGGAAUGUGUGUACUUAUUAAUGGUCACUAUGUCCACUGUGGGAUAUGGAGACGUCUAUGCAAGAACCACUCUUGGACGCCUUUUCAUGGUCUUCUUCAUUCUUGGUGGUCUGGCCAUGUUUGCUCGCUACGUGCCAGAAAUUGCUGCUCUCAUCCUUAAUCGGAAGAAAUAUGGAGGGAGUUAUAACUCGACACGAGGCAGAAAGCAUAUUGUGGUCUGUGGUCAUAUCACGCUCGAAAGUGUUUCCAACUUCCUUAAAGACUUCCUACACAAGGACAGGGAUGAUGUCAAUGUAGAAAUUGUUUUUCUUCAUAAUAUUUCCCCUAAUCUUGAGCUGGAAGCCUUGUUCAAACGUCACUUCACUCAGGUGGAAUUCUAUCAAGGAUCUGUCCUUAACCCACAUGAUCUAGCAAGAGUGAAGAUCGAGUCAGCUGAUGCCUGCUUGAUUCUUGCAAACAAAUACUGUGGAGACCCUGAUGCUGAAGAUGCCUCUAAUAUCAUGAGAGUAAUAUCUAUCAAGAACUACCAUCCAAAGAUCAGAAUAAUCACUCAAAUGUUGCAAUACCACAAUAAGGCCCAUCUGUUAAACAUUCCCAGCUGGAACUGGAAGGAGGGUGAUGAUGCGAUCUGCUUGGCCGAGUUGAAGGCUGGCUUCAUAGCCCAGAGUUGCCUGGCACAGGGCCUGUCCACUAUGCUCGCCAAUCUCUUCUCCAUGAGGUCAUACAUCAAGAUUGAGGAGGACACCUGGCAGAAGUAUUAUCUGGAGGGAGUAGCUAAUGAAAUGUACACCGAAUACCUGUCCAGUGCCUUUGUGGGGCUUUCAUUUCCUACAAUUUGUGAGCUGUGCUAUGUCAAGCUCAAGUUGCUGUUGAUUGCUAUUGAGUACAAGUCAGAGCAAAGGGAAAGCAGAAGCAGAAAGCGUAUUCUCAUCAACCCCGGAAAUCACGUUAAGAUGCAAGAGGGGACAUUGGGAUUCUUUAUCGCCAGUGACGCCAAAGAGGUGAAAAGAGCAUUUUUCUACUGCAAAGCAUGUCAUGAUGACAUCACAGAUCCCAAAAGGAUUAAAAAGUGUGGCUGCAAGAGAAUAAAGGAGGAAGUUAGAGCGACUUUUCAAAACCCCUCGAUCGAACUGGCCAACAGCAUGGCUGUUCCCAACACUCUUCCCAGUGUGCUGCCGGUUGUGGGGUGCUCCACGACUGCCGUCCCUCUUGUUAAUAACCGUAAAGGAAGUCUGCUCCCUCCGGCACCGCCCUCACAGUCACGCCUCAGCCUGGCUGGACUGAACCGGGCCCGCAGCCUGCCCGGAAAAUACCGCUACCGCUACCGCCCCAGCACCUUGUCCUCCACGCUCGUGCCCACGCACUUCGAUGAUGAGCAUCCGUCAACACUGUCACCCAAAAAGAAGCAACGCAACGGAGGCAUGCGAAAUUCACCCAACUGCUCACCCAAAAUGACGAGACAUGACCCUCUGCUCAUUCCGGGAAACGAGCAGAUUGAGAACAUGGAUGCUAAUGUGAAAAGAUACGACUCUACUGGAAUGUUUCACUGGUGUCCAUCCAAAGAAAUUGAGAAGGUCAUUCUGACACGCAGCGAGGCCUCCAUGACGGUUUUAAGUGGACAUGUAGUAGUCUGUAUAUUCGGAGAUGUCACGUCAGCUUUAGUGGGGCUUCGAAACUUGGUGAUGCCUUUGAGAGCAAGCAACUUCCAUUACCACGAGCUAAAGCCCAUUGUGUUUGUGGGCUCAUUAGAUUAUCUGAGAAGAGAGUGGGAAACCCUUCACAACUUCCCCAAAGUCUCCAUCUUACCUGGUACGCCAUUAAGUCGAGCUGAUUUAAGAGCCGUCAACAUCAACCUCUGCGACAUGUGCGUUAUCCUGUCAGCCAAUCAGAACAAUAUCGACGAUGCUUCACUGCAGGACAAGGAAUGCAUCUUGGCGUCUCUUAACAUCAAAUCUAUGCAGUUUGAUGACAGCAUUGGGGUCUUGCAGGCUAAUUCCCAAGGUUUCACACCUCCGGGGAUGGAUAGGUCAUCUCCAGAUAACAGUCCAGUGCACGGCUUAGUGCGGCAGGCAUCCGUCACCACGGGAUCAAACAUCCCGAUCAUAACUGAACUCGCUAAGCCUGGCAAACUACUGCCUUUGGUUUCAUUCAGUCAGGAAAAAAACAGUGGAACCAACAUACAAAUGAUAACAGAACUGGUAAAUGACUCCAACGUUCAGUUUUUGGACCAAGAUGAUGAUGACGACCCAGAUACGGAGCUGUAUCUGACCCAACCGUUUGCCUGUGGUACUGCCUUCGCCGUCAGCGUGUUGGACUCCCUGAUGAGUGCGACAUACUUCAAUGAUAAUAUCCUCACCCUGAUCCGGACGCUGGUCACGGGAGGCGCCACUCCGGAGCUGGAGGGCCUGUUGGCUGAGGAGAACGCGCUGAGAGGUGGCUACAGCACGCCACAGACGCUGGCUAACAGGGACAGGUGUCGGGUCGCCCAGCUGGCCCUAUACGAUGGGCCCUUCGCAGACUUGGGGGAUGGUGGUUGCUACGGAGACUUAUUUUGUAAAGCAUUAAAAACGUACAACAUGCUGUGCUUUGGAAUCUACAGAUUGCGAGAUGCACAUUUAGGUGCACCAAGCCAGUGCACAAAAAGAUAUGUCAUCACAAACCCGCCUUAUGAGUUUGAGCUGGUGCCCACGGACCUGAUAUUCUGUCUGAUGCAGUUCGACCACAACGCGGGCCAGUCCCGAGCAAGCCUGUCCCACUCCUCCCAUUCCUCUCAUUCAUCCAGCAAGAAGAGUUCGUCUGUUCACUCCAUCCCCGCCACGAACCGACAGAACCGCAGCAGCAAAGCACGUGAAGCCCGUGACAAACAGAAUGCAACAAGGAUGAAUAGAAUGGGCCCAGAAAAGAGAUGGUUUACAGAUGAAGCAGAAAAUGCAUACCCAAGGAACAUUCAAAUCAAGCCCAUGAGCACUCACAUGGCCAACCAAGUCAAUCAGUACAAAUCCACUAGCAGUCUGAUUCCACCUAUUCGAGAAGUUGAAGAUGAAUGCUGAAUGAAUCCCCGGCCUUUACCAUCACAGAGGGACUUGGGUCAUCCUGGUGUAAAAGAUGAGCGCUAAUCGCGAAACGAUGACUGUUGAUGAUGGAGACACAUUGUCCUUCCCUUGUUCGACUCAAGGGUCUGAAGCGAUCGAGAACUGGAAAGGACUUCCUAUGUGUAUACCUUUAAUGUUACUUCCAUACUUUUAUAAAUGUAUACAUAGUGAUGUACAUAAUGACAAUCAAGUAAGGAUUGUAUAGCCCCCUAGCACUUUUUGAAAUUAUGUUAACAGGCAAACAAAAGAAGAAAACAAAUAGUACUUCCUGUGAUUCUUUGCAAUAUCUCACCUCUGCCGUGACCUGACUCCAUGCAGAGGGUGCUAUAAUGGAGGAUGAGGGUCACUGUCGUUCACUUCAUCCAAACACUACCCAAAGAUUAGCCCCGCCGAUUGAGUUGCGUAUCUGUCGUCCAUUUCAUUUUGCACUACCGCGUAAUAACUCGAGCACUGCUCACAGAAGAGUCAAAGCUUACCCUCGGUUCUCCUCUGAGUUUGGGCUGAAGUCACAGGCUGAGGCUGUUAAACGAAUGGCUUUGUUCAAGGAAACGGGUGUUUGCGUGACUGUAUUCAUGCAUGGUGUGUGCCGAAAGCUGCCUGAACGUUUGGCUCAGGAAAGGAUGCCCAUUUGCAUCCCUACAGACUUAGGCACGUAUACAGAUGGAAACGUUUGCUGUACCUAAUGCAAAUGGUCGUCCCCCACGUAGCUCUUCGGAAUUGGCAAUACAUUGAGGAUAUGCACUACUUCUGUUGAUGUCUUUCCAUCAUACAUGACUGUUGAUGUGGGAAACUGUCUGUGAUCGAGGCUUCUAACAUGUUUGUUUGCGUCUGCGGCUCUGCUAUUAAUACAACUGAAUGAAACACUACUGUCACCUGCUGAUAAUUCAACAAUGAUUGAGCUUUUACGUUGAAAUAAAAAAUAUACAAUUGAAAAUGCCACAUAUUGCGAAAAGUGGGCAUCAUUGGUUCCUCCUUUGGGUGUAGCCACUGCCUGACACAGGGUUGGCACAGGGGCUGAGAAGUGCUUGGAUGUUCCCUGUGACCAACUGUGAUGCCUUAAACUCUAGACCGAAUGCAUAAGCUCAAUCAUAAUGUUCAAUUAUCAGUCAGAGUUGUAACUUGUGGAUGAUUCUUGCUGUGGACUGAAUGCAUUUGAACGUCACUCACUUCUAUCAAGGCUACACAAAUAAGUUGUACCUUUAAAGUAGAACGUAUACUGAUACAUAUGCUUCACAGACCUUUGAACUUUGCUUCAAGUGCUCUGUCAGAUUUAUACAUAAGUACAUACUUAUUUUUUAUCCAUGAGCGUAAUCAUUUUGUACUUAUUUUUAUACAUAUCAGAGAACUUUAUUUCUAAAUGUAUCUUAAAGAUAUCGUAAUAGCUACAGUGCACAGCAGUUCAGUUUUACCCCUGACAACACAACAUAUCACAUACCAUCAACUGGGACACGUCAAACAUCUGUGAACCCGAGUCAAACCGGUUCAAUUUCAGCCUUCCAUCUGGAGUGCUCUUUGAUACUCACAUGGGCUGCUUUGAAGGACUUUGAGCUCUACUACUAAAACAGCAUAUAUGCUUUCAUUUUCAUAAGCUAACAGAGAUGAAAACCCAUAUUGAAUGACUGAUGGCACUUUUCUGUAAUUCCAGGUAAAGUGAUGUUGAUCCUCAGACAGACAUGAACUCAGAGAUGUGCAUGAGGAGGGGCUCUGCUCUUUCUGUAAUGAGGGUAGAGUUAUAGUGAUAUUAGCCAUGUUUGACCUAAAUUAGGUCUCGGUAAAGAGAAGAGCAUGCUGAUGUACUUGUGCAAACGUAAUUUGAUCAGAUCAGCAGUGAGCUAAUAGCCAUAUGAUUGUAGAUGCAAGAAAAGAGACAUUAGCACAUGUCCAUCCAUUGAGCAAAAGAAUAUAAAUCUGGUGUAUAAAUUCUGCCCGUUCUAGUCCACAUUUAUUUUCUCAAGUAAAAGGAUCUCAGCUUUAUUGUUUGUCUAUUGGACAAUUAGGCUUGGUCCUGAAGUGAUUUUCUGAAUUGUGAUUACAUUGGUGUUACACUUUGUAGCAAGUAGAUUUCUUAAUAAAUGAAUAAAAAAAGAAUAAUACUAAUGUGAGUAAACUGUAUGCAUAAUUGGAUUGUCAACAUACUUGCUAGCCUGAAAAAAAAAGAGGAAUCCAUUGGAGUUAAAUGUCCAAUUUAAAAAAAAAAUGUUCUUCUUCUAUGUAAGGUCCUUUUCCUGUAAUGAAACUACAAAGGCAGAUGGCGCAGUGAAGACAGCAGGUUUCAUUUGAUGAGAAAAGUGUAGAUGCACGUUGAGGGAAGCGGAAAGCAAACUAGCUCUUUCUUCGUGAGGAUUAUUAACCAUCAGGUUUUAACAUUCCAUUUUGUCAUCAGCAUUUCAAUCCAUUACAAUCACAUACCCGGCUGUUUGUUUACAGACCUUUUUCUUUCUUUCAACACACAUACUCAGGUAGCAAUCCUGAUGACAAAGCUACAAAAUAAAGCUGGCUUACAUUUUCUUGUGUUACCUUUUGUAGUAUGAGGUGAUACUGAUAUUUUCUUCUCCACUGCAACAAAUGUGCAAUGUUUUAGUAUCAUGCAAUUUAUUUGUACAUCUUGUGAAGAUACUACAGUGUACACAUAUCUCAGUUUCUACAGUGCCAUGAAAUGUAUCUGUCUACCAGCAUCAGUCAGUCAUUGGUUUGUAACAGUGGAUGAACAUUGUGGCAUCUAAUACUGGCAUGGAGAACAUCCAAGCCAUCCUUGCCUCCAUGCCAGGACAGUGCCAGGCAGUGCAGGAAAAAACCAAAGGAGGAACGCUGUAAGACCCACUAGAGCGAAAAGUGGCAUUCAAACAGGCAUAUGUGUCUAUACAAGCUGCUGAAAUCCUAGCACCUUGGUUAUUGAUACUGUAAAAGUCAAAAAAGGGGACAGCAAUGGCUGAAGGAUGCUGGGUAGAACUGACUAUAAUGUUUAGUUCGAUCACCUGUCAUUGUAUUCAAGAGUGUUUUAAUUAAAGUAACAUAUAAAGCAACCUUACUGAUGUGCUAUGUAAUACACAACUGUCAUAUUUUGGCGAUUUUAUUCUACUGUAAAGGACAGAUUUAAGUUUUAGAAACUGUAUAAAGAAAAUACACUGUAACAGAAUAAAUACUUGGAGGGGAAUUAAGUCUUAACAUGCUGAACUUGCAUAUGGAUUACUGUUUUGUUGCUGUCUUUUCUUCCACUUCAAUAAAUAAUCAAAACAUCCAUA
Molecule: messenger RNA, 7835 nt
Organism: Rhinichthys klamathensis goyatoka
Lineage: Eukaryota; Metazoa; Chordata; Actinopteri; Cypriniformes; Leuciscidae
Gene: kcnma1a
Product: potassium large conductance calcium-activated channel, subfamily M, alpha member 1a
Exons: 32
Coding region: 574-4551 (1325 amino acids)
Biological process (GO): transmembrane transport; potassium ion transport
Cellular component (GO): postsynaptic membrane
Molecular function (GO): large conductance calcium-activated potassium channel activity
Source: RefSeq, a predicted model, not a curated record